AUGCCUACCACCCUUACUCGCAAGCUGGGCAAGAACGGCCCCGAGAUCCCCCCCGUUGGCUUCGGCCUCAUGGGCAUUGGCAUCGACUGCUACGGUGCAACCGGCAAUGACGAGGAGCGCCUGGCCGUGCUCGACCGCGCCUGGCAGAUCGGGUGCACCCACUGGGACACGUCCGACACCUACGGGGACUCGGAGGAGCUCAUCGGCAAGUGGCUCAGGCUGCACCCCGAACGCCGCGCAGACGUCUUCCUGGCCACCAAGUUUGGCAUCUCGGCCGAGGCCCUGCCCGACGGGACGUACAAGGGCAGCGUCAACAGCACGCCCGAGUACGCCAAGGCGGCCUGCGAAAGGAGCCUGAAGCGGCUGGGCGUCGACACGAUCGAUCUGUACUAUGCGCACCGCGUAGACGGCAAGACGCCCAUUGAGAAGACGGUCCAGGCCAUGGCUGAGCUGAAGAAUGAGGGCAAGAUCAAGUAUCUCGGCUUCUCUGAAAUCUCGGGCGACAGCCUCCGCCGAGCCCACGCCGUGCACCCCAUCUCGGCCGUGCAGGUCGAGUACCACCCCUGGGCCCGCGAGAUCGAGGGCCCCAAGUCCAAGCACCUCCUGCGGGCCUGCCGCGAGCUCGGCGUGGCCGUCGUCGCCUACUCGCCGCUGGGCCGCGGCAUCCUGACGGGCCAGCUCACGUCAACGUCGGACCUCGAGGCGUCCGACUACCGCAACAGCCUGACGCAGUUCAAGGGUGACAACCUAACGAAGAACCUGCGGCUGGUGGACAAGUUCAAGGAGGUUGCGCAGAACAAGGGGUGCAGCCUCUCGCAGCUGGCGCUGGCGUGGCUGCUUGCCCAGGGAGACGACAUCUUUCCCAUUCCCGGCACGAAGAAGGUCAAGUACCUCGAGGACAAUUUUGGCGCCCAGGACGUGAGCUUGACGGCGGAGGAGGCGGGCGAGAUUCGGAAGCUGGUGGAUGAGCUGGGAGUUGCGGGCGAGCGUGAUGUUGCGUUUAACGAGUAUGCCGAUACGCCUGCUCUCUAGGGGGG
Molecule: messenger RNA, 1037 nt
Organism: Trichoderma citrinoviride
Lineage: Eukaryota; Fungi; Ascomycota; Sordariomycetes; Hypocreales; Hypocreaceae
Product: Aldo/keto reductase
Exons: 3
Coding region: 1-1032 (343 amino acids)
Cellular component (GO): cytoplasm
Source: RefSeq, a predicted model, not a curated record